Messenger RNA from Vespula vulgaris, 4991 nucleotides. RefSeq names its product DNA-binding protein P3A2 (gene ewg). The transcript is spliced from 8 exons. Gene Ontology annotation, cellular component: nucleus. Gene Ontology annotation, biological process: regulation of transcription by RNA polymerase II. The record is from RefSeq and is a predicted model, not a curated record. Gene Ontology annotation, molecular function: DNA-binding transcription factor activity, RNA polymerase II-specific; RNA polymerase II cis-regulatory region sequence-specific DNA binding. Bases 304 to 1953 code for a protein of 549 amino acids. NCBI's taxonomy places the organism in Eukaryota, Metazoa, Arthropoda, Insecta, Hymenoptera, Vespidae.
UUCUCUUCAUUUCUAUAAAACAUUUUACCUUUCUCAUAUCAUACGUUCAUGUAAAAAUGCGCGCGAGAUAUCUCAGCGAAAUAUUUCCUGCUAUUCGUCGAUUAUUUUCACUUCUUUUUAUCCAUCAUAGUUUUUUUCGCAGUUCUAUGAGAAAAAUAAAAGGAGAUAGAGAAAAUCAUCAUCGAAGAAACUUCCGUGUUAUCAUGAUAAGGUGAUGUAAAAGAAUAUCUCAAGAUCUACAAUUACAUUUGUUGGGCCAUUGCAAUAUAUUAAAAAGUCAAAACGGGUGACGAAGACAAAAAGAUGGUGUCUCUGCCUAAUGCAGAGUCUGGCACAAUGGACAGAAUUUCUGAUGAUGAUGAUGAUGAACCCAGUAGUGGGUCUGAAACAUAUGAGGAGGGAGAUCUUUUGACAGCAGCCAUGGACGAUGAUGUGACAGCCCAGCUAGCUGCAGCAGGUUGGCAAAUCAAACACGCUAAUGGCCCUGUUGGUGUAGCUGCAGCUGCUGCUAUUGUUUCUGCAAAGAAAAGGAAACGACCUCAUAGUUUUGAAACUAAUCCCAGUAUAAGAAAAAGACAACAGAACAGGCUUUUACGAAAACUUAGACAAACCAUAGAUGAAUUUGCCACACGAGUGGGACAACAAGCUGUAGUAUUAGUAGCUACUCCAGGCAAACCAAAUAGUAGCUACAAAGUUUUUGGGGCUAAACCAUUAGAAGAUGUAGUAAAAAAUUUAAGAAAUGUUAUAAUGGAGGAACUUGAAAGUGCAUUAGCACAACAAGCCCCACCUCCCGUUCAGGAUGACCCAUCUUUAUAUGAAUUACCACCACUUAUAAUAGAUGGAAUUCCUACACCUGUAGAAAAAAUGACUCAAGCUCAACUCAGGGCAUUUAUACCAUUAAUGUUAAAGUAUUCUACAGGUAGAGGUAAACCUGGUUGGGGAAGGGAUAGUACACGACCUCCUUGGUGGCCAAAAGAGUUACCUUGGGCAAAUGUUCGUAUGGAUGCACGUUCCGAGGAUGAAAAACAAAAGAUUUCUUGGACACAUGCUUUAAGACAAAUAGUAAUAAAUUGCUACAAAUUUCAUGGAAGAGAAGAUCUUCUACCAGCAUUCAGUGAAGAAGACGAUAAAUCUACUGUAUUAUUACAACAGACAACUCCUCAUUCCUCGUCUCAUCCUUCACAUUCAUCUAGCCAGGGUCAAAGUGGACAGUCGCAACAACAACAGACGGUGGGAGUUGUUCGUCUCAGCAGCACGGAUUCAUCUAAGGGAAACUCUUCGCCGGCACAAAUCAUUGCUGCAUCUCCCACAGCUCUUGCCACUGCCACUCAGAUGACGGCACAGUAUCCAACAGCAGUGUUACAGACAAUAACGAAUCCUGAUGGUACAGUGUCUAUAAUUCAAGUGGAUCCAAGUAAUCCUAUCAUUACGUUACCGGAUGGUACAACAGCUCAAGUUCAAGGUGUAGCUACUAUCCACACAAGUCAAGGAGAAGUUCAAGCACUCGCAGAAGUGGCAAGUGGUGCAGAGGGUACUAGUGUUGCUGUUGAUCUAAACAGUGUAACUGAAGCAACGUUAGGUCAAGAUGGACAAAUCAUCCUUACAGGCGAAGAUGGUCACGGAUAUCCGGUAUCUGUGUCAGGAGUAAUCACUGUACCAGUGUCUGCAAGUAUGUAUCAAACUAUGGUGGCCAAUAUUCAAAGUGAUGGUACUAUGCAAGUCGUAACACCGAUGGUUCAAGUACCUAAAGUUGAACCUGGAAAUGGGGAAACCAGUAUUGAAGCUGUCACGAUUCAAGGUCAUCCUAUGACAAUGAUAAAUGCAGCAGGAGAACAUCAAGUUCUUCAAGUGAUAUCAUUAAAAGACGCUAAUGUUCUCACCAAAGCUAUGCAAGCAGAAGUAGUGAAAGAUGAAGAUAGUCAACAACAACAAACCGUGUCUAGUCCAGAAUAAGUAACAUUGUGCAUAAUUAAUAGACAAGCUCUAUUAAAUCUAUUAAGAUAAAUUGGCGUGUAAUGGGAGUGUAAGAAAAAGAAGUGAAAGAAUUGUAGGGAUUUGUAUUUGAAAUGUUAAGGCAGACAAUUGUGUCUUGAAUUCUUAUGCAGUGCACAUUUGCUAACUGCUCUUCUAAAUAAUGAGUGUGUUUGAGUGUGUAAAUGACUGGGUGCGUUAAUCAAUGAAUUAAGAGUUUGUAUUCAAAAUUUAUUAUAGACAUAUACAAUAUUUACCUGUAAUUCUAUUUCUCCAAAGUAGUACGACUUUUUGAAAGUGCUACUAUUUAAAGAAUAACUGUAUCUUCAAAAAUUUUAUUAAUUGCUCCUUAGGAGAGAUCUUUGUUAUACGGAGAGUGCAACACACAUUUUCCAAUAAUAAGUACCAUAACAAUAUAUUUUCAUCUAGUCUUAGAAUUGGUUAGAACUGGUUGAAUUCUUAUGGAUAUUCCAAAGAGUUCUCACAUGUUUUAUGUUAAAUUAAUUUAAUAAGUAGGCAACUAUUUAUAAAAAGCACAUAUAUGAGUUUUUUAACAUUGAGAUAAUGUUUUGAUGUUAAACUCAUCAUCAGUGUUACAAUCUAUUAAAAAAAAAAAAAAGAAAAGAAAAAAAAAGAAAAAAAUGGAGCUUUUAAUAUAUUGAUAAAAUUACAUUUUUUAUUUAUUUUCGAGCAUAUGCAGAAUUGGAAAAUAAUAUUUCAUAAAUGAUCAUUUCAGAAUCGUGAGAAAACAUAGUAUAUUGCAAAUUAAAAAAGAAAUUAACAAUCUGAUUUAGUGUAAAAAUAUAUAUUCUGGAUCAGAUUCAAAAUAUUUGGCUAUGGCCAAAAGACAUGUAACAUAUUUUUAUGACAAAAGAACGAACCAAAUUUGUGCUUGGUUGUAGAGAUAUAUAUGUAUAGAUAUACACACAUACAUACACACAGGAUCACAUUAUAGCAGUAAAAAGAAUUAAGCAUUUCUGACGGGUACAAAUAGGAUAAGAUAUCUUUUUUUCUCAAGAAGUUACAUAUUUGUAUUUAACAUCUAAUACAUAUGAUUUAGAUGUGAUUGUAAUACUUUAAUAUUUAAUACCGGGUAUUUUUAAUUUCUGGUCUUUUUUAAUUUAUUAAGGUUUUGCUUUUACAUGAUAAAAAAACAUAAUGUGAAAUUAUUAUGAAAGUAUAAUGUUAUAUUUAUGUUUUUAGAUUAAGAACUGAUAUAUGACAAAUGCAAACUUUAUCUGGCGACCGUGCUAAUAUUUUUUUCAGUAUAUUUAAGAAAUCAGUACUAGAUACACAAUUUUAAACGGAGUACCUUACAUAAAAAUUAGAAAAUACAUUGCUCUUACUGCAUUUUGAAGUAAUCAAAACGUGUCACUUCUAUUUUAUAUUACAGAAACCAUUCUUCGAUAGCAGUGAAGAGCCAAUUCACUUUUAUAUCUGAUGUUAGAAAAACUGUAUUUACUUUGUGCAAUCUUGUUUCAAUGUUGCGGUAUAAGUAAAAAAAAUAUCUGGUAAAAUGAAAUAAUUUUAUUUGUGCAAUCACCCUAAUGAGUAAUAAACAAUUUAUAUAUAAUUUAUUUAUAUUUAUUAAUAUACUUUAAUCAUAUCAAUACAUACAAAAAUGCUAAGCCUUUUGUUCUAAACACUAAAUUAUUUCAUCUUAUAUCUAGUAAUGUUAAGUUAGAUUUUCUUUCUACACUUACUCAAUAUUUAUUAUUGAUAAUACAUUUUUACCAUACACAAAGUUCCUGUAGAUUUGUAGCAGUUUUUCAUCCUUGUAACAUACACAUUGGAAGAUAAGUCGUAACAUUGAAACAACAAGCUGCCUUUGGAACUAGGCAUAACAAUACCAAAAAGUUUUUAUAAUAUUAUAGACAAAAGUAUUUAAAUUUAAUAACAACUAUUACUAGUGCAGAUUAUAUUGAUUAGAUAUUGUUGCAUUGUUUUGUAAAAUCAUGGCCAUUGAAAACGUGAUGUAAUAUAUAAACAUGUAUAGGUAAGAUCAUGUUGUAUUCUACAUUUUCGUUCAUGAAGGAACAUACCCAACAUAAAUUAAGUUCUAUGUCAUCUAAGAAGACAUACGUAUAUUAACACAUUAGAUGAUUAUAGGCAUAUAUGUAUAUGACUUUACUGCUGUGUAUCCUAUAAUGUAAUUUGUAAAUAUGUCGUGAUUGUGUCAUUUUUCUUUGGUUAAGUUCAGUGUAAAAAAAGUAAAUUGAGUCCAUUACCAUUUUAAACAUGACAUAAAGAACCAAUGGAAAAACAGUUCAAAUAUAGCACACAUAUCAUUUCAUUAUGUUUCCCACAUUACUUAAAUUUGCACUGACCCUUGUAUUACAAUUCUUACAUAUUAUUUUAUUUAUAGAGCUAUAAAGCACAGAUUAAUUGAUUAGUAAUUAGGGAAACAACUGCAUGAUGAUUAAAGUUUUUUAUUGAAUUAAGAAACACUUUUAUAAAUAGAUCUAUUGAAAGUACACUUUAUUCAAUACAGUUCAACUUUUCGUGAACAACAAUCUUGAUGAAGAUGCACUUUCAUGUAUAAAUACUAAAAUGGAAAUUUAUACAUUUUUAAUUACAUUUGAUAUGGGGCUACAAGGGCUAAUUCUGGUUUGUCAUAUCCUAAUUCUUCUGGAGUAUUGAUACCCAAUUCAUCUAAGGUAGGCCUUAUCUCUUGAAGAAUGUAUGGGUAAAUAGUGUUGACAUAUGGACCGCAUUUGUCUUUAAUAGAUUCUAAGAACCUAACAGCCAAUGCAUAAUCAUUUAUUCGUCUACAAGCUCUUAAUGCUGCACAGAUAAUUCUGGGUUCAGGAACCAAGUCCAUACCUAGUAAAGUAAAUAUAACAAAACAAAUUUCAAUAGUAAACAGUAAAUAAUAACCAAUAGAUCAUUUAUUUUAAAUAUAGCAAAAUUUCAAGAGAAAUCUAGAAUCCUCAAUAUUCUUAAACUUUGUUAUUCUUAUGAAAUAAAAAUUAUAUCAAUUAUGUUACGGUGAAAGAAUUGUAAAUACAAUAUGUGCUUGU